AUGUAUAAAGAGGAGGGGAUGCGCGAAGGGAUGCAGAUUGAGGACGCCAACAUUGCUGUUGACGAUAAAAUUGAACUCCUCGACCAGCUUUCCGACUCCGGCCUGAAGAACAUCGUGGUCGGCUCCUUCGUCAGCCCCAAGUGGACCCCGCAGAUGGAGCGCAUUGACGAGAUCGUCACCCGCUUCACCCCCAAGCCUGGUGUCACCUACACUGCGCUGGCCCUGAAUUCCCGCGGCGUCGAGCGCGCCCGCGCCUACUCGCCGCCCCUGACCAUAGAGCGCGACUCCUAUCCGCGCCUGUCGUGCCACAUGUGCGACGUGUUUACCCGCCGCAACACCAACCGCAGCCAGAUGGCGGAAAUGGAGCGCUGGCCCCAGAUCGUGGCCCAGGCCCAGGAACUCAACAUCAAGGAAGCGGGCAUCGGCUGCAACGCAAGCUGGGGCUCCAACUUCCUGGGCGAGUUCCCGGUGGACAGCUUGAUGACUCUGCUGGAAAAAGAACACAACAUGUGGGACGAGGUGGGCAUCAACGUCCGCAGUGUCUCCAUGGGCGACCCGAUGAGCCACUGCACCCCGGCCAAGGUCGAGGAGAGCUUGGUUCGGGUCAAGGAGCGCUGGCCGGAGAUUGACCACUUCCGCCUGCACCUGCACAACGGGCGCAACAUGGCCAUCGCCUCCGCCUACGCCGCCAUGCGCACUCUCGGCCCCGACGACACGCUGGAGCUGGACGGCACCAUCGGCGGUUCGGCGGCUGUCCCUACUGCGGCAACGGCCGCGCCACCGGCAUGGCCCCCACCGAAGACCUGCUGCACAUGA
Molecule: messenger RNA, 816 nt
Organism: Geodia barretti
Lineage: Eukaryota; Metazoa; Porifera; Demospongiae; Tetractinellida; Geodiidae
Source: the annotation of a GenBank genome assembly